ACGGCAAUGUGCCCGUUUUACGUACAUCUUUUGCGUGCGUAUUACCCAAGUAACCUUCCAAUAAUUUAGUUAUUGAGGUUAUUAGGAGGUUAAUAGGAUAUUAAGCUCACUGAGAUCACAAAAACUUCUCAAUAAUCUAACAAUAUAUUCCCCUAAUUAUUUAUCUUGAAAUUCGAGGAUUUUCUGAAUUUUUCUACGGCAAUAGAGAUUGAAGCAUGCCGCUCGACAUCCGCAACUUUCCGUCCCCUUCCGUCGCCACCAUCACUGCAGCUGCAGCCGCCGUCUCUGCCGCAAUAUUUAUCUUCCGCCGCCAACCACGUUUUUCUUUCACCUCUUCAUCUUUAAGCAACUGUUCCAUCAUGGAAGACCGCCACCCUGUCACCAUCCUCGUCCUCUUUGCAAAAUCUCCUCAUGAAGACCAAAUUGCCCGAUCAACACAGGCCAAGAGGGAGACCCUUAAGCUCUUCGACGAAGACGAUGGUCAAGAAGAAAUUAGGGUUCUUCUCCAGUCCGAAAUAGACUCAAUCGAUCCUCCCACCUUCCGUGCCGAGCGCUACAUGGACGCACUUGAUACGAACAGCUUCGGACGUUUUCUAAUUUGGUCCCCACGACUCCCUUCCACCCACGAUGUUGUUUCUAAGAAUUUCUGUGACUUUCCAGUAGGCACAGCUUGUAUUAGUGAUGUCCAGUACAAAGGCAGAGGACGGUCAAAGAAUGUGUGGGAAUCUCCAGCUGGCUGCCUUAUGUUCUCUUUCACUUUACAGAUGGAAGAUGGGCGUAAAGUGCCUCUUCUGCAGUAUAUUGUCUCUCUAGCAGUAACUGAGGCGAUUAAACAGUCCUGUCAAGCUAAAGGACUACCUCAAAUUGAUGUAAGAAUAAAGUGGCCUAAUGAUCUUUAUCUAAAUGGCCUUAAAGUGGGUGGUAUUCUUUGCUCCUCCACUUAUUCAUCGAAUAAGUUCAAAGUUAGUGCUGGUGUUGGAUUAAACUUGGAUAAUGAUAAACCAACAACAUCCUUAAAUGCUACACUCCAAGAGAUGACUGCUGUUUCCCAUCAACUUGCCAGGGAGGAUAUACUUGCAGCUUUUUUCAAUAAUUUUGAAAAGCUUUUUGAAGCUUUCUUGCAUCAAGGCUUUCAAGUUCUUGAGGAGCUAUACUAUAGGACCUGGCUUCAUAGUGAUCAAAAAGUUGUCAUAGAGGAAAAGCAGGAGGAACAAAUAGUAAAUGUAGUGGUGACUAUAAAGGGUUUGACUUCUUCAGGAUACUUAUUGGCUAUGGAUGAGGAGCAGAGAUAUUUUGAGCUCCAUCCUGAUGGAAAUAGCUUUGACUUCUUCAAGGGAUUGGUUAGGAGGAAGUUGGACUGAGGUAAACCUUGAACAAAGUAUGUUUUGACAUUGAGAAACUAUUCAAAAGAUCCAUAAAUCGAGAAAAUAAAAUGCACAUAGAUGGAUGAGGGAAGUUAGUUGGUGAAGAAUGAUAGCUAUAUUUUAUGUUGGUGUUUAGAGGUCCGACAACAUAUAUUUAUAUUUUGGGCUUCUGGUUUACAUGGUUCUGUUGAGAUUUCAGAGUUGGCAUCACAUUAAGGUUUUCUUUGUAAUGUUUUUUCUCUAAUGUAUUAAAAUUUUAAUAUAUAGAAAUUGGGGGUAAGUAGUAUACUUAGUGGAUAUCAA
Messenger RNA from Phalaenopsis equestris, 1667 nucleotides. RefSeq names its product biotin--protein ligase 2-like. Gene Ontology annotation, biological process: protein modification process. Gene Ontology annotation, molecular function: biotin--[biotin carboxyl-carrier protein] ligase activity. The record is from RefSeq and is a predicted model, not a curated record. The transcript has 9 exons. Gene Ontology annotation, cellular component: cytoplasm. Bases 216 to 1361 code for a protein of 381 amino acids. Lineage: Eukaryota; Viridiplantae; Streptophyta; Magnoliopsida; Asparagales; Orchidaceae.